AUGUCGAACAAUGAUCGGAAGACAUUCCAGAGCUUCAACCCUACCCAACAACGUCAUGAUGAGCGUCGAUCCGUCGAUGAUGAUAAACAACAAGAUCGCCGUGCGAUAAGCGACAAUACCAUCUCCAACGCCAAUCUAGACCCUGGGAAAUCAAGACCGUUCCAUAAACACAAACGCAGCAAAUCGCGCGAUAUCCGUUUCCCGAGGACAAUGAGCCAGAUUGCCUCUUCAACUGGUGCGGGCGCCAGGGCUUUGCUUCCGGCUUGGUCGGGAUCGGGUAGUAAGGAGAAGGAUCGCGAGGGUGAUGAUGGGUUGCUGAGGCCGAUAACGCGGGAUACUUCUCGGACGCGCUGGGGGUCGGAUUCGACCAGUGGUCUGGGGACUGGAAGUAGGAGGGGCAGUUUUCUGGAAGGGAUUGAACAGAGUGAUAGGAUUGGUCCGCCCAGAAAGCAGGAGAUUCGCUCGCCGGAGGACUUGGAGCAGGUGAAAAGUAGGAGAAAGCAAGCAGAGGAAUAUCUACGGUCUGCAUUGGUAGCAAUCGGGACACUCGCAACGGACAUCACCCGCCGGCUUGACUACACAUACUACAAUCUGUUGGAGAAGAUCACCGCAUUGAACACGACCAUUAGCUCCUUUCAAGGCCUGGCCGACUCGACAUCAACAAUAUUCAAUGAAUUCGAACGAGAAAUCGCGGGCAUGUACCAGGAGAUUAACAGACAGGUCGGAGAACUCGGUGAAUUCCAGGCCCAACUCGAGAAAAUCGAAGCUCUCGAAGAGCGCAUGAAACGAAGCAGAGAAAAGGCCGAGGCGCUUGAGGGCAGACUUGAGAAGAUGAAAGACGAGGUUUCCCGUUGGGAGAAGAAAGAGGUGGAGUGGCAGUCUCGUGUCAAUCGGCGACUGCGCAUCUUCUGGAGCGUUGUUGUGACUGCUACACUGGCUCUUGUGAUUGCUGUGGUUGUCCAGAAUUGGCCGCUCGUCGAUUCUUCUUCUCAGGCGCGUUUGCAAUCUACAUCAUUGGACAACCGAACCUCGGAAAUUCCUCUACAUCGAGAUUCCACAGCCGCGAUUCCGGGCAUGAACGGCCAGAAGAGCAAGCCUAAUCUUGAUCAUCGCCAAACUGCGAGCGCGGCAGGCGCAUCGCCCACUGAAGCCGAUCCUCUUAGGGUGUUUGACGAACUUUGA
Messenger RNA from Aspergillus chevalieri, 1182 nucleotides. RefSeq lists its product as uncharacterized. The record is from RefSeq and is a predicted model, not a curated record. Lineage: Eukaryota; Fungi; Ascomycota; Eurotiomycetes; Eurotiales; Aspergillaceae. The transcript has 2 exons. Bases 1 to 1182 code for a protein of 393 amino acids.